AUGCGGCCCCAUCGCCCAGCUCCUUCUCGGCGGAAAUUCAUUCUUGAGCGAGAUCAUGCUGCAAAUACCCAAACGCCGGCAUUUCGCCGUCCACCGCGUUAUAUCGUGUCUGGAAACUACACCCCAUCAGCCACGGAAGAAUCUCCAACUCGACGAGCAGGAGGUAUCUCUCCAGAGACACGGGUUACAGGGAAACGACCAGCUUUUGUUUUACCUAGGUCGCCAUCUCCGCCCAAUCUAGACCAUGCAAACCCAGGCAGUCCACCAUUCUCACCAACAUCCACCCACAGCCUCGGCCGCCGAGGACGGCCCAAAUCCGCUGCUGCUGCUGUUGCAGGCUACGUACCAGGGGGCAUGGCCGAGCAAGUCCGGAAUUGGAUAUUGGAAAUGGGAAUGAAGCGUGAGCAGCAGCCUCACGGCUUGACUGAUCCAGGCCGUUACUCGUUUACGGCGCGAGUUGAAUCUUGCAGAAAUGGGUAUUUGGCGUCUUCGGGGCCUGUGAUUACGGUGCAUGCUACCCAGAUACCAAUUGAGACGAACGAGCGAAAUCCAAUAUCACGGCCUGGCUUGCAGAAAAAUUUACUGCUACUCGGCCAACCAACCUACUCACGACGGGAUAUGCAGCGAGACUCGUCUAUGUCACAAACAAGUCUCACGAACGGCGACGUUAUCGGGAUACACUCCAGUCUGACUUGGGAGAUCGAGCUAGACGAUGACAAGCCUAAUGCAGAGGUAGAACGCAAGGUCAUCGCAUCUUCUCAGUCCCCAUUGAGCGAGGAUGGUGAUGAUGAUGUGAUGGAUACGGAGAGUUCAGUGCGCGGCUUGAAAAAAUGGCAAGUUGCAGCUGAAUGGGAUUUAUUAACGAAGUCAUGA
Messenger RNA from Talaromyces rugulosus, 873 nucleotides. RefSeq lists its product as uncharacterized. The transcript has a single exon. Bases 1 to 873 code for a protein of 290 amino acids. Lineage: Eukaryota; Fungi; Ascomycota; Eurotiomycetes; Eurotiales; Trichocomaceae. The record is from RefSeq and is a predicted model, not a curated record.